This is a messenger RNA of Ostrea edulis (European flat oyster), 2817 nucleotides long. Its product is annotated as BTB/POZ domain-containing protein KCTD7-like. Gene Ontology annotation, biological process: protein homooligomerization. Gene Ontology annotation, molecular function: protein binding. The record is from RefSeq and is a predicted model, not a curated record. NCBI's taxonomy places the organism in Eukaryota, Metazoa, Mollusca, Bivalvia, Ostreida, Ostreidae. The coding region runs from base 164 to 982 and encodes 272 amino acids. The transcript has 2 exons.
ACAUUCUGUAUCACAAAAUCCAAACAACAACAAUGGAGGAUUUCUCCUGCGCCAGCUGAACAUCUUUUACAGAGUUUUUAACCAGUUUGCGCUCUUAUUUUGUAAGGCAACAAAGAAAUAAUGUAGUAGUAAAUAUCGAAGAAGAUAUUAUAAGCCAUAAAGCAUGGAUCCAUAUCGCAUGACUGACAACAACAAUUCGUUUCCAUCUGUCAUUAGUUUGAAUGUUGGAGGAAAAGUGUUUGCCACUCGAUUGUCAACAUUACUGAGGUACCCCGACUCCAUGCUAGCUGUGAUGUUCAGUGGACGACACGUCAUUGAUAAGGAUAGUGAUGGGAACCAUUUCAUUGAUAGGGAUGGCACACAUUUCAACUACAUAUUAAAUUUUCUGAGAAAUGAACGGGAUCUGCCACCAGUUUCACUCUCUGAAGCGGUGCUACAGGAGGCCAUGUUUUAUGGGAUUACGCCAUUGAUUGAUAUCUUAAAAAAUUCACCCCCACUAUUUGCAGAAUAUGUUGUUCGACAGAACAUUCGGGAUAAAAUUCAGGAUUAUGGUGCUGUCAAAGAGAAGUUGAUAGACCUUGCCAGAGAGCAGGUGGUAGAGAGUGGUGCAAUCAUCUCAGUGGUCAGGGUUGCCACCACAAAAAAUCAACCCAUCCCAAGGGAUCUGCAGUUUUCUAAACAAGUAUAUAAGCAAUACUACAGAAAGUUCCGAACAUACAAGUCAUUUGAGUCUUGCUUUGGCAAAUAUCACCUUCAUAUUCCCAGUGACAGUAUCAAAGGAUUACCCAAUGUUGUGAUGGACAUACUCCCGAGUUGUUUGAGUUAUGAUUUGAAUAGAGAGGGCUAUCAUUGUUCUCAGUCUGCCGAGGGAAUUCAUGAUGAAGAACAUAAGCUGAAGACCAUCACGUGGUCAGAUGAGGAAUUCCAUGUCUGCUCUAGCUGUCAUGUGUUUCGAUUUGAUUGGUUGAAUACAUCACUUUAGUUUUAGAAUAUUUUGACACUCGAUGAAUGAAGUCCAGAACAAGAUAAAAGCAGAAAAUCACACCCCCCCCCCCCUUUCUUCAAAAAGAUGUGUAUUCCUGCUUCAAUACCCAAUAUAUGCAUUCACUAUUUACAAUUUUUUUUUCACAUAAAAUGGUGCUUUAAUAACAGCAGCAUAGUUUCAUAAGUGCCGAUGUGCUUGCAAAAAUAUAUAUGUAUGUGUAUCUUCUUUUUUUUUCUAAAAUACUCAUUUUAAAACUAAUGUGCACUUACCAAUUAUGUAUAAUAGAUGUUAUUUCAUACAUCUUUUAGAUUUAUUACUUCUACAGGUAAAUGUUCUGUUGAAAAUGUGAAGACACAUCAGAUUCGUAUAGUGGUUUAUUUGAAACUUUAAAUGUUAUUUUCUUGACAUUGUAGUAAUGUCUGUGAUGCCACACUUUAGUGAAAAACUAAAGACCAUAAAUGGAGUUACAAGUAGUUCAUAUUUUAUAACACGUACAAUUAUGAUGAGGUGCUUUAUAGAAUGAGAUAUGGGACUGUAAAUAUACUACAUUUUGCAGCACGAUUUUUUAAAUUAUCAGCUCACCUGAGCCCAAACUUUUAAUUAAAACUAGUCAUUAUUAAAUUUACUGAUUGAUUUAUACUUAAUCCAACAAUCUACUAUCACAGCAAAUAUUCCUAUAAUGAAUAUCAAUACAUCAUCAACAGUACUUGAAAGUCCAUUGUACAGUAAACAUGUUGUAAUUAAAGUGCGACUUAACGCCAUAUAGUACUUAUCUUCUGGAUGCAUAUUAUUGAAAAAUUUAGAUUUGUAGAAAAAAAUAAUUGUAAUUCAAACUUACUUUAUGCAUACAUGUCGUAAAAUUCAGAUUUGUAUGUUUCUAUUCCAAAAACAGAAGUGAAACUGGGCAAAAGUAAUUUAAACAUCCCCUUAGCUAGUAUAUAUAACUAGUCCAUAGACUUAGUAUUUUGUGUUAAAGAAAAGUUAGUAUUUAGAUCAGACUUUUAUAAUUAGGAUUAUUAAAAAGAGUAUCAAGCCUCAUCAGAUAUAGGGGAAAUAAAUUAUGUGACAAUUGUUAUAGAACUGUACCUCUUGUAGUUGUGAAUUGUUACAACUAGAAUGUACAAUGUACUAAAUUAAAAAGAUAGGGAAUAUCCAGUCCUGUUUCUUUUGACUUUAUUUUCACAUAGAUUUGUGAAUUUAUGACCUACAAAAUUUUAAUUCCUGGAAAUAUUUUCCAUUGUUUUUGUACGUUGUACUUUAUCAACUGCCUACAAAUUUUUUUUUUCUCACAUAUAAAUUGAUGGUGCCAAUCUUUCAAAAAUAGUCUUGAAAAAAUGUUCACAUCUGCUUUCUUGUUAAUAAAAUUAUGUGAUCUGAAUGCUGUCCAUUUGAAUAAAAUUUAUCCCUGUAUUCUCAAUCCGAAGUCACCAUUGUAAUGGCCAGUAUGUUUUAUUGUUUUGUGUCGGUGUGUGCUGCACUUUAAAGCUGGUCAAGUCUAUGUUGUAGGAAUGGGAUAUUUUAAUUUGUGUUGGUGUUAUGGCAAAAUGAAUAAGAUGUUGUAAUAGCUGAAAAGCAGUUUUCUGAUCAACAGUACAAAUACUCUUAACCUGCUUUGAAUUUGCCCAUAAAACUUUAUAGCUGCAAUUUUAAUAAAACUGCUACAUGUAUUUUAAAAUUGUUUUAUUACUGCAUCAAAUUAUGAGUUUAGAAUCCUUUGGAGUGAUACUGAAGAUGCCUGUACUUGUGUACACCAGUUCUUCAUUGAUGAAAUGAUAAGAACUUAUAUUUGUUAGGACUGAACUACAAGAUGAAAUAAAAUCUCUUUACUACUA